UUAAACUUCAAUCAAAAACUCAGAUUCAAACCAUCCCGCCACUAUUUCUCUCUUUAAUUUUGUUUUAAAACUUUUUAAAUGUUAAUUUCCUCACAAAAUUUCAAAGCUUUCUUUCAUUUUCUCACUGCCCAAACCCAGAAUGGCUACCAAUUUUGAAGCCUUGCCCCCUUUGAAAAGAUUCCGCCUUAUGCAACAACGCGAAGGUCAUCAGCAAAAUCAACAAUCAACAUUUUGUCUUCCGGCUAAGAAGAGAAAACUGCCCCAAUUUCAAUGUGAAUCUGAAGUCACCCUUUCGACUGCAACGUAUUCUUUGCCGGCUAAGAAAAGGGUGUGGGCUCUUCAGCCGGAUUUAGUGUCUGAUUCGCCUUCAUUGAGUCUUGAUCUUAAUGUUGAGUGGAAGCCGUGUUUCAAUGAAGAAGCUGAAACAGAAGAAGAGUCUAAAGAAAUCAGUGAGUUCAACUCUAAUCUUGAAAGCAAGAGUUUAGAAGAUGAAGAGGUGGCUUGUGGGGAAGAUGAUGAUGAUGGGAUUGUUUGUGCAAUAUGUCAAAGCACAGACGGGGAUUCAAAAGAUCCUAUUGUGUUAUGUGACGGGUGUGAUUUAAUGGUGCACACCACUUGUUAUGGCAAUCCUCUGGUGAAAAAUAUCCCGGAAGGUGAUUGGUUUUGUGCUCAAUGCUUAGCAAGUAAAGAGAAAAAUUCUCAAUUUUCUUGUUGUUUGUGUCCAAUGAAGGGUGGUGCCAUGAAGCCAACUACUAAUGGCUUGUGGGCGCACGUCGUCUGCGCGGUUUUUGUUCCUGAGGUUUUCUUUGAGGAUCCAGAGGGAAGAGAGGGGAUUGAUUGUUCUAAGGUGCCGAAGGUGAGGGAGGAGAAGAAAUGUUAUAUUUGUAGGAGUAAACGAGGAUGUGCGAUUGAGUGUUCUGAGCCCAAGUGCCCUCUAUGGUUUCAUGUAACUUGUGGAUUGAAGGAAGAUCUUUCUAUUGAGUAUAAGGAAGGGAAGAAGGGAGCUGUUGUUGCAGGGUUCUGCAAAGACCAUACUGAGUUAUGGAAGAAGCAACAACAGACAGGAAAAUUCAAGAUUGUGGCAAGAAAUGAGUAGCUUGAAACACAGAAGGGGGUGUGUUCCUAUAGCAUAAUUGCAGAUUCUGACUCUUAACAUUUAUAUGAUGAUGUUGCUUUCAAAGUUUAGGUUUGAUCAUUAGUUGAUAUGAAAGUUCUGCUGAUUCUGUGUUCUUGAUGAGUAAAUUUAGAGGCUGUUUCUUGACGUUCAUUUUCCAACAUGAAUAUGUGACAUGGAUUAUAAUGGUGCUUCAUUUUUUGUGAAUGGUUUGUCAUUGCAAAUGCACUUUCUUGGUUCA
Messenger RNA from Mangifera indica (mango), 1355 nucleotides. Its product is annotated as protein Jade-1-like. The transcript has 2 exons. NCBI's taxonomy places the organism in Eukaryota, Viridiplantae, Streptophyta, Magnoliopsida, Sapindales, Anacardiaceae. Gene Ontology annotation, biological process: regulation of transcription by RNA polymerase II. The record is from RefSeq and is a predicted model, not a curated record. Bases 140 to 1096 code for a protein of 318 amino acids.